GCUGGACUUCCUAAAAUAUCGGUAGUGCCACUGAACUCAGAGCCACAGGAUUCCAGGGAGGUGGUGGCGGCGCGACGGCGACGGCGACGGCGACAGCGACGACGACGGUGGUUGUUGGAGAAGGAGGAGAAGAAGGAGGGUUUUCGCUGGCACUUCUCUGUGUCUCCUGUCACUGAGAAUUCUCAGGCAUGGAUCUUGAAUCCGUGCUGCUAGGGUUUCAGUCAAGCUGCCUCCUUUCUUAGCUUCAAGAUUAGGUCAAAGAGCUUCAAUUUUGCGAGAUUGAUUCCGUGAAGAUGAGCACAGUAUGGCCAUCAACGAUCGGUUCUGGUAAUCUUCGAAUUCUUGUUCCAUAUCUCCCCGCUAAACCUAGAAGAAGGAUUUUAACAGUUAGGGCAAGCUCGGCUUCAUCUCCGGAAAGAAGGAGCCCAUUGACUCAAGUUCUUGAUGUCCCGAAGACUCUCUGGAAGCGGACAUUGCAGCCAUUGAGCGAUUUCGGGUUUGGGAGUAGGAGCAUUUGGGAAGGGGGUGUGGGGUUGUUCAUGGUUUCAGGGGCGGCGCUUCUGGCAUUGAGCUUGGUGUGGUUGAGAGGGUUCUAUUUGAGAUCGCAGUUCAAGAAGUAUCAGGCUGUGUUUGAGUUCUCUCAGGCUUGUGGGAUUUGCUUGGGGACUCCGGUGAGGAUCAGAGGUGUCACUGUUGGUAGUGUUAUCAGAGUUGAUUCUUCUCUCAAGAGUGUAGAUGCUGUUGUCGAGGUUGAAGAUGAUAAAAUUAUUAUACCACGAAAUUCAUCAAUUGAGGUUAAUCAGUCCGGGCUUCUUAUGGAGACACUUAUUGAUAUCACUCCAAGAGAUCCCCUUCCAAACCCUUCUGCUGGCCCUCUUGAACCAGAUUGUGUUAAAGAAGGUCUUAUUGUUUGUGACAAAGAAAGGAUGAAGGGUCAGCAAGGAGUAAGCUUGGAUGAAUUGGUCGGUAUUUUCACUCGUCUCGGAAGAGAAAUGGAAGAAAUUGGUAUCACCAGAAGUUACAGAUUGGCAGAAAAAGUUGCAUCCGUGGUGGAAGACGCUAAACCGCUACUUGAAAAGAUUGAAGCCAUGGCUACAGACAUUCAGCCAUUGCUUGCUGAGGUCCGUGAUAGUGCUUUAUUAAAGGAUAUCGAGAAUUUAAUGAAAACCCUAUCAGAAGCAACUGAAGAUUUGAGGAGAGUUCGCGCAACCGCAAUGUCUCCUGAGAAUGCCGAGCUUAUCCGGCAAAAUAUUUUCACCCUCAUAUUCACACUGAAGAAUUUAGAGAGCAUAAGCUCCGAUCUCUCUGGUUUCACCGGUGAUGAAACUACAAGACGGAAUCUAAAAUCGCUUAUCAAGUCACUUAGCAGACUACUUUGAAGACCAUAUAUCAUAUGAUUGAAACCGGUUUUCCCUCCAAGAGAUGGAUUGCUGUGUAUAAAAAAUGAAACAUUAAUUUUGGCUGAUGUAGAACAUUAUCCGAAUGCUGUGUCAUUCUUAUGAAAAUUGACCUUAUGUUGUUAUCCUGGUUUUUCAA
Dioscorea cayenensis subsp. rotundata (Guinea yam) is the source of this 1536-nucleotide messenger RNA. Its product is annotated as protein TRIGALACTOSYLDIACYLGLYCEROL 2, chloroplastic-like. The record is from RefSeq and is a predicted model, not a curated record. The transcript has 5 exons. Bases 294 to 1379 code for a protein of 361 amino acids. Lineage: Eukaryota; Viridiplantae; Streptophyta; Magnoliopsida; Dioscoreales; Dioscoreaceae. Gene Ontology annotation, molecular function: phospholipid binding; lipid carrier activity. Gene Ontology annotation, cellular component: chloroplast inner membrane.